Chanos chanos (milkfish) is the source of this 1211-nucleotide messenger RNA. RefSeq names its product exostosin-like glycosyltransferase 2 (gene extl2). The transcript is spliced from 5 exons. NCBI's taxonomy places the organism in Eukaryota, Metazoa, Chordata, Actinopteri, Gonorynchiformes, Chanidae. Gene Ontology annotation, molecular function: glycosyltransferase activity. The record is from RefSeq and is a predicted model, not a curated record. Gene Ontology annotation, cellular component: membrane. The coding region runs from base 1 to 1020 and encodes 339 amino acids.
AUGAGGGUCUGUCUCCGCGGCUGCAGGGUGCGCAGCCUUCGCUGGGCACACAUCAUUAUCGCUUCGUUGCUCCUGCUGCUUCUCGUCGGGGCAGCUCUGACCUCUUUACUGCCUCCUGCUGAAGACCGUGCUUUGACCGGUAUCUUCCGCCGCGGCGCCAGCACUUCAGUACCACCGACUUCUGUAGGCCGUCAUGAGUCCUUCACAGUCGUCAUGCAAACAUAUAACCGAACUGACGUUCUUCUAAAACUUCUCAAUCAUUACCAAGCCGUACCUCAUUUGCAGCGGGUCAUUAUCGUGUGGAACAAUAUAGGAAAACAACCGCCAAGGCAGCUCUGGCAAUCCCUCGGCCCUCACCCUGUUCCUGUAAUCUUCAAAGAGCAAAGUGUUAACCGAAUGCGUAACCGACUACAGCCGUUUCCUGAGAUUGAAACAGAUGCUGUGUUGAUGUUGGACGAUGACACACUGGUCAGUGUUCCUGACAUUAGCUUUGCCUUCUCUGUCUGGAAGCAAUUCCCGGAGCAGAUAGUGGGUUUUGUUCCACGGACACACGUGACCACGGCCUCUGGCAUUUACAGUUAUGGCAGCUUUGAGCUCCAGAACCCAGACACAGGCGCGGGGGAUAAGUACUCCAUGGUCCUGGUGGGUGCUGCUUUCUUUCACCGGCGUUUCUUGCAGCUCUUCCAGGAGCAGCCUGUUGAAGUGCAUACCCUACUGGAUGAGACGCAAAACUGCGAUGACAUUGCAAUGAACUUUGUGGUGGCUCAGGAGCUAGCACGAAACAGCAGAGCCCUGCUGUCCUCAGGAUUGUUUGUGAGGCCUGUAGACCUUAGAAAUCUGGAGCGAGACGCCAGCAGUGGGUAUCUGGGCAUGUGGCAUCGUGCAGAACACCUUCUCCAGCGUUCGUACUGCUUAAACAAACUGGCACAGAUCUAUGGGGUUAUGCCUUUGCGCUACUCAAACCUAAUGCUCUCCCAGUUUGGCUUUCCCAGCUAUGCCAACCACAAGAGCCACGUUUGACCUGGGCAUACCCUCAUUUCCUCAGCCUGACUCCCAAACAAGCCUCAGUCAUCGACAAGAGUCCAUGCUCAUUGUUAUGUUAUACAAGGUCUGGUGAAAGGUAUACUCAGGUGUGCGUGACUAUUGGACACUUUUGACACAAUCACCGGUGCUCUUUUUUUGCCUUGCUUUACUAGUGUAUGAGAGUUGUC